AUGAACGCUUUUGAUCCUCGAAAUUAUCAGAUUGUAUUCGAAGAAGCCAUCAAAUGUUCUCAGUUUCGAAGAGUGUUUCAACAAUUCCUAGAGAAACAUCACAACCAGGAAAGUAUUCUAUUCAUCAACAAGGUGAUUGAAUACACUGAAGAGUAUAAGAAGAUUGCAGGAAUUUCAGCUGAUAACUUCUCUUUAAUGAUGUUGAAGGAAACUCAACAAUUGGAAACUGAUGUAGCUCGUAGAGUUAGUGUACAAAAGAUUGUUAGACGAAACUUGGAUUCUCUGCAGGAAAAGAUGAAUGCAAUAGUAAAGACUUUUCUUCAAGUUGGAGGAGAACAAGAAUUAAAUAUUGGCCCUCAUCAACGAUCCUCUCUCAAGCUAUGGAAAGAAACUAGUGAGAAGCUUAACAAUGAAACAUUUAGUUUCGAUUCUCAGGAAAUAUUGGAUGAGCUACAUCCUGGAAAGCUUUUAGGAUCAAUCAUUCUGGUAAUUCUGGUGGAUUUGGGAAUGGGACACUUUACCAAAUUCUCUCGUUCAGAUCAAUUUCAUUAUUUCCUCCACAAGAUGGGAAUCGAAUAUACCAGAAAGAUUGGAAUUGAUAUUUCGAAAGGUUACAAAGUCGAUCUCAGAUUCAAACCUCACGAUUUGAAAUCCCCAAUCGUUACAGAUGACCACAUUUAUUUUGGGAUCACACUUGCUCAGGAUACUCCAGAUUGGAAGGUUGUGUACGAAAAAAAUAAUUUGACAGUUACUACGUCAAGAACUGGUUAUGUUUUCAAUUCUGACCAAUUGAAAGGAUUCAAACUUUGUAAAUUAGCUAUUGAUCUACCUUACAAUUUAGAAGAUGUUUGGGGAAUGUGGACAAAUCCAGUCAAUCACCAACAUUUCGAACCCAUGUUUUGUAAUGCUCUCAAAUAUCUUGAUUAUAUUGAACCUAAUCAAGAUUUCCAUGGAAUGACGUGUCCAUAUGGAAUUAAGAUUAUGACCACCACCUUUGAUACUAAAAUUCCACUAUUGAAAAAGAGAUUUGUUGAAUCAUCUGUCACUUGCAUUAAGGAUGCUGGUUUUGACAUGUAUAUGAUAUUGCUACAUAGUGCUCAAUUUCCAAAGGGUGUUACGAGUCCUCCUCCUAAUUCAUUAAUAAUUGAUGGCUUGUGUUAUUAUAUAAUGAUGAGAGUUAACGACAAUACCACUCGUUUCAUGAAUAUCAUGUACACUGACUUUCAAUUACCUUUACAAAAUUUGACUGUGGGGCAGUUUUGUAAAAUGAGAGGUAAAACAAUGGCCAAGGGAUUGAAUUUCAUCUUGGAUAAGUUGACUGAUGGAGGUAAACAUCCAGUAGAUACUUCUAACAAUGAUGAUAGAGGUGUUUCUCAACGUAUUGUAAAUGAUAACAUGAAAUCUUUUCCAAAUAGAUCUUGGUUUAUGGAGUGGAAAGAAUCUCAAUCCAAAUAUAAUUCUUCCCAAUUGGAAGAAUAA
This is a messenger RNA of Naegleria gruberi, 1479 nucleotides long. RefSeq lists its product as uncharacterized. Lineage: Eukaryota; Heterolobosea; Eutetramitea; Acrasida; Naegleriidae. The transcript has a single exon. Bases 1 to 1479 code for a protein of 492 amino acids. The record is from RefSeq and is a predicted model, not a curated record.